Messenger RNA from Brassica rapa (field mustard), 2325 nucleotides. Its product is annotated as glutathione S-transferase U15-like. Lineage: Eukaryota; Viridiplantae; Streptophyta; Magnoliopsida; Brassicales; Brassicaceae. Gene Ontology annotation, biological process: glutathione metabolic process. Gene Ontology annotation, molecular function: glutathione transferase activity. Gene Ontology annotation, cellular component: cytoplasm. The record is from RefSeq and is a predicted model, not a curated record.
GCUGGUCCAUCUCCCAUCCAAUGCAACUCCAGACCUGUAAUGACUUCAAAAGGACUAGGAAGACUCGAUAAAGACUUGAAAACCAAUUUAAAAGCAUAUAUACAAGAUGUAUAAAACACCAUAUAUCAGCACACAUGAGAGUUACAAAACGAAAAAAACUAGAAAAACCUCAUAUUCAUUCUGCUGUUUUCAGAAAAAAAAAAUUCUAACAAAGAAGCAGACAAAAGACCAAGACGAAAAGAGCCGUGGAGGACACGAAACUCGGCUCAAAAACUAAAAUAUCUCUUCUUCUUAUAAGUCUUCGUUAGUUUGACAAAAAAAUAUAUAUAUAAGUCUUCGUUACCCAUUAAUCAGACCGAAUAAAAAAUAAAUUAAGAAAGAAACAAUAUGGGAGAGAGACAGGAAGUGAAACUUUUGGGAACAUGGUACAGUCCGGUCGUGGCAAGAGCAAAGAUCGCUCUUCGUCUCAAAUCAGUCGAUUAUGAUUACUUUGAAGAAGAUCUGUUCGGAUCCAAGAGUAAGAGUGAGCUUCUUCUCAAAUCAAACCCGGUUCACAAGAAAGUCCCGGUUCUCAUCCACAACAACAAACCGAUUCUAGAGUCUCUCAACAUUGUUGAGUACAUUGAUGAGACAUGGAACGCAUCUGGGCCGUCCAUACUUCCUUCACAUCCCCAUGAUCGUUCUCAAGCUCGCUUCUGAUCUGCCUUCGUUGAUGACAAGUGGUUUCCAACUUUGAUUGCAACUACGAUCACCAAAUCAGAAAACGCCAAAGCGAAAGGCAUGGAUGAAGUGGGAGAAGGGUUGUUGCUACUCGAGGAUGCGUUUAUUUCUAUAAGCAAAGGGAAACGCUUUUUUGGUGGUGAAGUGAUCGGGUUUAUGGACAUUUGCCUCGGGAGCUUUUUGGUUAUCUUAAAAGCUAGAGAGAAGCUUAAUGGAGAAAAUAUAUUAGACAAAUCAAAAACUCCUUCUCUAUGUAAAUGGGCCAAUGAGUUCUUGGCUGAUGACACAGUGAAGAAUGUGGUACCGGAGAUUGAUAGAGUUGUUAAGUUUAAGAGAGAGUUUAAUUGAAGCUGAAACUCAAACCAGGGCUUGAAGGUCCUAAGAUCAUUAGAGAUGUAUUUGCAGGGCAAGUGUCAUGUACAAAGAAGAUAAGGUGAAGUUGAAUUAGUGUUGUGUGAUUCUUCCUACAUGUAUGAUAGAAUUUUCAUAUAUAUAUAUAUACUUAAUACUUUCAUGAUAUUGUUUUUUUUCUAUAUUACUUUUAUGAUAUUGUUUACUGGGUACACGACUUAUUUCCCACCAGAAGUAUCAUAUAGUAAUAGUUCCACAAAAUGUUUCACCCUCGUCCUAAUUCUCCAUGUAUUGAAUUUUAAAACGUAUAUCCCCACCGUUCGAAAGUUAGAAACAUAUUUACACAUGAUAUUUAAGUUUUAAACUCAAUCCCACAUAAACCGUAAUUUAAUUUAGUUUAGUGUUUACCAAAUCUUUUUUUAUAACCAAUUAUAAAUGAAGUUAACCGAAUUAUGAUUCAUUUAAAAUAGAUUUACAUAGAACCAAAGUCUAAACCAAAAUUAAAAAUUAAAAAUCAUUGAUCAAUCAAAGUGGAAGAGAUAAAAGAGAAGCGAGUGAAUUUUGUUACUCAUCACACAGAGGAGAGAAAAAUAUUGGGUAGAGAUGAUGAGAAGAAGGUGAUUUUUUUUUUAUUCAUCACGGAGAGGAGAAACAGUUAGGUUCGGUUUAUUGUCAAUUUGGUUGAUCUACAAAUCAGAUUAAAGCUGGGUCAUGUUUUAGUCUUGUUUGAUAUUUGGUAUAAGUGAUUUCAUACCAAGGUUUUGUUCUAAAUUCAAACCAGUUAUUAUGUGUAAAUAUGUUUCGAACAUUCAAACGGUGGGGAUAUAUGUUUUUAAAUUCAAUAAAUGGGGAAUUAUGAUGAGGGUGAAACAUUGUAUGGAACUGUUAUUAUAUGAUAUUUCUAAGGGGGAAAUAGCUCGUUUACCCGUUUGUUAUACCCAUGGUCGGCCCUUGAGUAAAGCCCAUAAAGCAAGGGCUUUAGGCGCCAAAAUCUAUAUAUGUAUUAUAGGGGCGCCAAAAUCUAAUAAAAUCACUUUUGCUUAGAACAUCAAUAACGCUGCCUUUUAAGGCUGGCUCUUCAGAAAAAAAAUAAUUUUAAAUUAUGUGGGUCCUAUCAUUAUUUAAAAUCUGCCUCUUAUACCUCUUCCGUAGGAGGUGAGUUUGUGAGAGUUUUGCCACUUUUCACGGACCCCACUAACACGUGGCAUCCCGUGAUUGGUCUAUUUUUAAUUUUUUUUUUUAGAUCAGAUAAAA